Molecule: messenger RNA, 3269 nt
Organism: Mixia osmundae IAM 14324
Lineage: Eukaryota; Fungi; Basidiomycota; Mixiomycetes; Mixiales; Mixiaceae
Exons: 7
Coding region: 144-3161 (1005 amino acids)
Biological process (GO): valyl-tRNA aminoacylation
Cellular component (GO): cytosol
Molecular function (GO): aminoacyl-tRNA deacylase activity; ATP binding; valine-tRNA ligase activity
Source: RefSeq, a predicted model, not a curated record
GCUCGGUCGAGUCAAAGGUGUGCUUGUCGACGACUCUCAGCGGACGACAGUGCAUGCUCAGAGCUGGCACACGACGGAUCAGCUGCUCUCUCUCUUCAUCUUUGCCUCAUACACUCUUUCGAGCGGAUCUUCAUCGAGCGACCAUGGCUAAUGCCAGUCAGACUGCCGGAUUGGCACUCAAUGGCAACCAUGCUGCUCCUUCAAGCCCCGCAGAGCCUGCUAUGCUCGGACCAGACGGUCAACCCUUGAGCAAGCAGCAGAUCAAGAAGGAACAGAAACGAAUGGCAGGCCAGGCUGCAAAGGAAGCGAAAGCGAAAGCGAAAGCAGCUGCACCUACUUCUUCUGCUAGCAAACCCAAGAAAGAGAAAGCGGCAGCGGUAGAAGAGCAAAAGUUUGUGAACAAGACCAAGAAGGGGGAGAAGAAGGAUUUGAGUGGGGAGAUGGCGAGCGGAUACAAUCCACCGGCCGUUGAAGCUGCCUGGAACGAUUGGUGGCAGGCUUCGGGAUUCUUCAAACCCGCCCUCACUGCCCAAGGGGAGAUCAAGCCGGAAGGUGUCUUCAUCAUUCCUGCUCCACCGCCCAACGUGACCGGCAGUCUCCAUAUCGGCCACGCACUCACUAUCGCCAUCCAAGACGCGCUCAUAAGAUGGAACAGAAUGCUGGGUAAGACAGUUCUGUUCAAUCCGGGCUUCGAUCAUGCAGGCAUCUCUACCCAAUCUGUCGUCGAAUCUCGACUGAGACGACUCGAUCCGCCCCAAUCUCGUCAUGAUCUCGGUCGAGAUGCCUUCAUCGAGAAAGUCUGGGCAUGGAAAGAAGACUACCAAGCCAGGAUCACAUCGCAGUUGGACAGACUUGGCGCUUCGUACGACUGGGAUCGCACUGCUUUCACCAUGGAUCCCCAGCGAUCGAAAGCAGUAGCAGAAGCCUGGGUGCAGCUUUACGAUCAAGGCAUCAUCUACCGCGCGAACAGACUUGUCAACUGGUGCACCUACCUCAAUACUACGCUUUCCAAUGAAGAAGUAGACAAGAAAGAGAUCAAAGGUCGUACAUUGCUCAACAUCGUCGGCUAUCCCAAAGAAGAGCGUAUCGAGUUCGGCGUCCUCACCGAAUUUGCCUACCCACUCGUGGGAGAUUCCACUCAACGCAUCAUCGUCGCUACAACUCGUCCGGAAACAUUGUUUGGAGAUACUGCGGUAGCCAUCCAUCCAGACGACAAACGCUAUACUCAUCUCCAUGGCAAAUUUCUACAACAUCCUUUCCUCGAUCGCCAACUACCCAUCGUAUGCGAUGCCGAAUCUGCGGACAUGUCAUUUGGCACGGGAGCGGUCAAGAUCACUCCGGCGCACGACGAGAACGAUUUCAGAACGGCUGAACGGAACAAGCUAGAGAUGAUCAAUAUCUUCACGGAGGAUGGCAAGCUCAACGCUUCUUGCGGACCUGACUGGGCCGGCAUACCCCGCUUCACAGCACGACGUAAAGUCAUCGAUGCGUUGAAAGAGAAGGGACUCUACGUUGGCAUGAAAGAUAACCCUAUGGUCGUACCCAUCUGUAGCAAAUCGGGCGAUAUCAUCGAACCCCUCCUCAAGCCACAGUGGUGGGUGUCCUGCAAAGCUAUGGCUCAAGAAGCCAUCAAGAGAACGCGUGCAGGCGAAUUGAAGAUUACGCCCAAGACGUCCGAAGGCGAAUGGUACACUUGGCUUGAAAAGCUGGACGAUUGGUGCAUUUCCAGACAGCUUUGGUGGGGCCACCGCGCUCCUGCCUACUUUGUCGAUAUUGAAGGCAAGGAUCAAGAUUCGGCAGAUGGGUCGCAUUGGGUUGCGGGCAGGAAUUUAGAAGAGGCACAAGAGCGAGCAGCUGAGAAGUUCAACGGUCAGAGGUACACGCUCAGACAAGACGAAGACGUACUCGAUACUUGGUUCUCGUCUGGUCUUUGGCCAUUUGCCAUCAUGGGAUGGCCGGACAAGACUGCUGAUAUGGAACGCUUCUAUCCUUCGACGGUACUCGAGACUGGAUGGGACAUCCUCUUCUUCUGGGUAGCAAGGAUGGUCUUGCUCGGUCUCAAGCUGACAGGCCAGAUGCCUUUCCGCGAAGUGUUCUGUCAUGCCAUGAUCAGAGAUGCUCAUGGCCGCAAGAUGUCGAAAUCCAAAGGCAACGUCAUCGAUCCGGUGGACGUCAUCGAGUCCAUUACGCUGGAAGGACUUCAUCAGCGGUUACUCGAGGGCAAUAUUGCGGAUCCGAAAGAGCUCGCCAUGGCAAAGGAUGGACAGAAGAAGGACUUCCCCAAAGGUAUUCCCCAGUGCGGCACGGACGCUCUGCGAUUCGCUUUGUGCAACUACACCGGCUCUGGACGAGAUAUCAAUUUGGAGAUAAGCAAAGUAGAAGGAUUCAGAUUCUUUGCCAACAAGCUAUGGAACGCCACUCGAUUUGCUAUGCUCAAGCUCGAUGGUGACUUCGCGCCUGCUGCUACGCCCAAUCCGACUGGCAAAGAGAGUCUAGCAGAACGUUACAUCCUUGACAGACUGCUACAUGCUGCGACCGAAGUCAAUCGCGAGCUGACAGAUCGCGACUUCAUGUCUGCCACGCGUGCGAUCUAUCACUUCUGGUGGGACGAGCUCUGCGCAGUCUACAUUGAGGCGAUGAAGCCAAUGAUGGACGACAGCGCAACCGCUGAACAGCGGCUAUCAGCUCAGAAUACGCUUUACACUUGCCUCGAUCUUGGCUUCAGAUUGCUACAUCCUUUCAUGCCAUACGUCACCGAAGAGCUCUGGCAGCGACUUCCACGACGUCCUAAUGAUGCUACACCUUCGAUCUGCAUCGCCGCUUUCCCAACUGCUGACACGAUCGCGACCAUGUCUGCACCCAGUGCGGUGGCAGACUUUGAGACGGUCAAGUCGUGCAUCGACAACGUACGCUCCUUGGCGGGCAGUGCAGGUAUCGCCACUAAUAUCAAUGCUUUCGUUGUGAUACCCGCUGGUCGGCUACACGACGAGAUCAGCGGCCAGGCGAACAUCAUGACCUCGCUCAUCAAGGGCUGUACUUCGCUCAAAGUUCUCGCAUCGGCUGCUGAGCUGCCCGAGGGAUGCAAUUCGGGCGCUGUCACGGACACUGUUUCCGCUCAUGUCCUCGUCAAGGCAAGUCUGAUGCCACUGAAUGUCGUAUAAGCUGCUCUUACAUCCGUUGCAGGGUUUCGUUGAUGUUGACGCGGAGAUUGUGAAACUGACGAAGAAGAUCGAUUUGCUCAAGAUCAGCUCGGGUACACUCGACAAGGU